Molecule: messenger RNA, 1419 nt
Organism: Cylindrotheca closterium
Lineage: Eukaryota; Bacillariophyta; Bacillariophyceae; Bacillariales; Bacillariaceae
Source: the annotation of a GenBank genome assembly
AUGGAGAUCAAGAAUGCUAAGUUUCUCACCUGCAUUGAUACCACUGUGCUUUAUCGCUCGUGUAUUCCCUUGCAGAACCUGAAGACUGACCCUGUAUUCAAAGCAUUGGAUAAGAUAUUCCGCCGCUACAACAAGGCAGGCUUUCAAGUCAAGGUCAUCAAGUGCGAUAGGGCGUUCAUUCCUCUCACAGAUGAUAUGCUAGACGAUAUGGGUGUUACUAUUGACCCAACUGCAGCUGGAGACCACGAGCCUACCGCUGAGCGAAACAAUAGGACGCUGAAAGAAAGAGUCAGAGUAGCUCUUGCACGAUUACCCUACAAAGUGGUCCCAAAAGUGAUCACUGAAUGUCUUGGACGUCGAGCCGCCGAGCUAUUGAAUGUCUUUCCCCAGAAAGACAGUAUCUCAUCACAUUUCAGUCUGCAGCAACUCAUUGAUAAUGUCAAUAUCAACUACAAGAGUGACAUGGUUGCUGAACUUGGACAAUAUGUUCAUGCAAUUAAGACGGAUUCCAGCAAUUCGAUGAAAUCCCAAAGUAUCGAAGCAAUUUACAUUGAACCUACAAAGGGACAAUGUACUGGGCACCGAGUGCUCAACCUCAAUACUAAGAAGAUGAUUUCCCGACCCAAGGUCGUUGUACUACCCGUUACCAAUCAAGUAAUCCAGCGUGUUGAAGCUUGGGCUGCUGCCAAAGGUGUUACUUCCAUGAAGUUUUUUGAUAAGAAGAGAGAUUUGGAGACAUUUCAAGAUGGCGAUCAAAUCACAGGAGUGGAUGAUACGGAACAAGGUUACUUAGAAGAAGCCUUUGAUCAGGACUAUGAACGUGAUUUCAAUCUAUGUGGACAAUUCGAUGAUAUCAAUGACUCCAAAAGAGAAGAGCUCUUGGCCGAUGCAGACAAUGAUGUCGAUGAUAUGCCAGAACUCACUGUCAGAUUCCAAGGAGAUGAUGACUAUGAAUCAGACGACGAUUCGGGUGAUGAUCUAUGUGGACAAUUCGAUGAUAUUAAUGACUCCGAAAGAGAAGAGCUCUUGGAAGAUGCAGACAAUGAUGUCGAUGAUAUGCCAGAACUCACUGUCAGAUUCCGUGGAGAUGACGACUAUGAAUCAGACGACGAUUGGGGUGAUGAAGGCAAUGAAGAGGAAGAACCUAUUGUGGCCAAUUUCGAUCACCAUCAAGAAAAUGUCGAUAGAGGAACCGAUGAUAUUGGGAGCCUCGUUACUGAUCUGGAGGACCUACAAGAACCGCCAGAAGAAGAGAUUGUAUUUGAGCCUGAAGAGCCUCAAGUAGCAAAAGUCACUCGAUCUGGGCAAACGUAUGCACAAGCUGCAAUGUCUGGGCUGUACCUUUCUCAAGUUCCAAAGAAACCAAGAGAAUGGCCUUCGAGCAGGAGUGGCAGUUCUGACAAUAAGAACAAGAAUUGA